AUGGCAGAUGUCAUGGUCGAUCACCCAGAACUCUCUGAGCUGACGGGCUCGCCCUCGCCUGGUCAAAAGCGGAAGCGCGAUGACAUGUCAGAGUCCAACAGCCCUGGUCGAGCCAAGCGAGCUAGCGCUGGACUCUCGGACGCCGAUACUGCAGCCUUCAUUGAGAACGCUGUGGAAGCUGCUCAUGCCGCCGCUGCUAAUGGCGUCAACGUGGCCGACUUCAGCGCUCUCCAGCAAGCUGCCGCCGCCGAGCACUCGGAGGCGGCUGAUCCAGCCAACGCCUCUAGCACCGCCGCCGCUGCCCUUGGAUCCAUGUAUCCUACUCUUCAUGUCCCAUCAACCACAGAGGAGCAGUUCGCCGCCCAGACGAGUAAUGAGCCGAGCCAUGGCCAAGACCAUACCUUUGGUCACCCCGAUCUGAGCCCGCCGGAUGGACUGCCUGCCCUCCCUCCUGUACCUCAGCCCACGAAUGGUGUCCAGGCUGUCCAGCAGCAGCAGGCUCAUCAAACCCACCAAGCUCUUCAGCAACAUCAGCAGCAUCAGCAGCACCAGCCCCCGCAGCCCCAGCAUCGUUAUUCAUCUGGAUCGGUGGGUACCCCCGCUAAGAAACCAGAUGUUGGCUCUGAGGAAUGGCACAAGAUGCGCAAGGAUAACCAUAAAGAGGUGGAGCGACGUCGUCGGGAGACCAUCAACGAAGGCAUCAAUGAGUUGGCCAAGAUUGUUCCUAACUGCGAGAAGAACAAAGGAUCAAUCCUUCAGCGCGCCGUCACGUUCAUCAACCAACUCAAGGAGAACGAAACGCAAAACAUUGAGAAGUGGACCCUUGAGAAGCUGCUUACGGAGCAAGCCAUAGCAGAGCUCAGUGCUUCCAACGACAAGCUCAAGCAAGAAUGCGAACGUCUCUAUAAGGAAUUAGAGACUUGGAAGCGCGUUGCCCAGAACGCGGGUCUUUCGUAUCCUCAGGCGAACAAGGAGGAACCGGCCUCGGCGGCUUAG
This is a messenger RNA of Colletotrichum graminicola M1.001, 996 nucleotides long. RefSeq names its product helix-loop-helix DNA-binding domain-containing protein. NCBI's taxonomy places the organism in Eukaryota, Fungi, Ascomycota, Sordariomycetes, Glomerellales, Glomerellaceae. The record is from RefSeq and is a predicted model, not a curated record. Gene Ontology annotation, molecular function: DNA-binding transcription factor activity; protein dimerization activity. The coding region runs from base 1 to 996 and encodes 331 amino acids. Gene Ontology annotation, cellular component: nucleus. The transcript has 2 exons.